Drosophila arizonae is the source of this 2155-nucleotide messenger RNA. RefSeq lists its product as uncharacterized. Gene Ontology annotation, biological process: synaptic signaling. NCBI's taxonomy places the organism in Eukaryota, Metazoa, Arthropoda, Insecta, Diptera, Drosophilidae. The record is from RefSeq and is a predicted model, not a curated record. Gene Ontology annotation, cellular component: plasma membrane. Gene Ontology annotation, molecular function: zinc ion binding.
AUUUUUUUUUUUUAAACAUAAUUUCCGAAUCUCUUCAGUCAAUCAGUUAAAAGACCCAAGCAAUUCAUUACUACGAGCUACUUCUAUUUUGUAAUUUCGUAUGUAUUUCAAUAAUCCCGGUGAAAGCGUUGUGUGUGCGAAUAUUUAUGGGAACAAUUUCUCCCAAUCGCUUGAUAUAUGCGAAUUUAGAUAACAGGAUGAACCGUCAUGAGAAUAUUGUGUGCAAGGGCUGCAGUAAGGUGGACUUUACGGGCCGCUGUUAUCGUUGCCUGAGCUGCCAGGACUUUAAUAUGUGUGCGGAAUGCUAUGAUAAUGAUUUUACCACAGCUCAGCAUCCCUUCGAUCAUCCGGUCAAGUGUGUGUUCACGCCGGCCGACGUUGAGCUCUACUUUGGUGGUGAAUAUCUAAACGAUCCGCCGCAGAGCUAUCGAUGCCCCUACUGCAAGCAAUGGGGCUACAAUGAGUCCACAUUUCUGGAGCAUGUCUCCGCCGAGCAUGUGGGCGCCAGCACACUGCUGGUGUCCACCAUGGUCACCCUAUUCGAGCAACAGCAGGCGGUUCGCCUGUUUCUAGAGGACGAACAGCUGGCCGUAUUCGCCUCGGCCGCAACGUCACGCAACGAACUGAUGAACCGCAACGAGGGCUCGCUGGAUCUCUUCCUGGAGCCACUCAAUCCCAAUGGCAGCUAUCAGCGAGAGCAUCCAAUAUCGCCGCUAACGUUUCGCGUUGCCAAGCCCGGCGCCGUCGAGGUGGCGCCCUGGGUUGCCGAUGGCAGCACCCUGACGGCAUCGAACAGUAACCACAACGUCGACAAUAAUUUCCUGAUACCGGACCCAGUGCGUCGUCAGUCCCUAUUGGAUCGUGCCCGGCAGCGUCUCAGCUUCGAUAGGCCGCCGCUGCCGGUGCAACAGCAGCAGCAGCCGCAGCAUCCGCAGCAGCAUCAUCAUCAUCAUCAGCUGAGCGGCCAUCCUACGCUCUCCGAGAUGAUGAGAUACAAUGAGCCGCUGCCCACCAGUCGCACCAGUCGCCCGGGCAACUUUCGCAUGGUCGCCAAUCAAGCGCCCAAUCAGCCAACCAACGGUCGCACCAUCAAUCUCUUCGGGCACAAUUCGGCGACGGAGAAUAUGCGACGUGCCUUCUAUCCGCCCGGCGACAUUACCCGGACGCGUGCCCAGCGACAUCGAGCACCGCGCAUACAAAUGGAGAGCUUCCCGACCAGCGGAGUGCGGCAGGUGCAUGUGCAGCGCUUGCGUGGCGGACCCGGCCCGGGCCCGGCGCCGGGACCCAGUCCCGGCCAGCGUCUGGUCGAGUUCAGUGAGCUGACGCACGGCGCCAACGAGUUGCUGAGCCAGAAUAUCGGCUCGGGUGCGGUCAUGUUGCGCACCAUCGAGGAGGAGGAGCCACAGCCACAACAGCAGCAGCAGCAACAGCAACAACAACAACAGCCGACGGCUGAGGCCAAGCAAUUGGACCAGGAGCGUGAACGUUAUCUGUGCUAUCCGUUCCUAUCGGCCACAUCGACUGCACCCUGUCCACCCGAUGAGCAGAUCACAUUCUUGGCCCAGCGCGCCGAGUUCGUGGCCCAGCUUCUAGCCUCGGUGCUCUGCGAGGAGGAACUGACCGCCGGCAUGGGCGGCAUGGGAUCGGCUGACGGCAACGACGACGACGACGACUCGCUGGACAAACGCAGCCUAAUUAAGCGAUCGAAUAGCGAAUUUGUGGGCGCCGGCGACUCCAAGCUGGAUCUCAAGCGUACUACGUCAUGCUAAAGCUCAAAUCGACUCUCGUCCAGUUCUACUUCGUUUUGGUUCACUGUGGCAACAGCAGCAGCAGCAAAAACUUUCGUUGAUAUUCUUUAACAAAUUAAUAUGCACAACAAAUUUUUGUAAUUUCCCAUUGUCCGAUUUUUGGAGAGACCAGAGAACUCUUUAUAUAUGUAUAUUUAUUUAUUUUUGACCAUGCGGCCUUUAGGCGCGAGCUUUUAAAAUUUGCAAUUGUCGUGAAGUCAUUUGCGUCGUUCCAUUUGGACUUUUAACCAAAUAGUAGUAGGAUAUAUUUUACGUGAUCAAAUCAUAUAAAGACGCUGAAUAAUAAAUGUGACUGAAUACCAGAUAUUUCAAAAUUAAAUCGAUACGUUAUCGAUAAAUGAUUGUAA